This is a messenger RNA of Schistosoma mattheei, 156 nucleotides long. NCBI's taxonomy places the organism in Eukaryota, Metazoa, Platyhelminthes, Trematoda, Strigeidida, Schistosomatidae. The record is from the annotation of a GenBank genome assembly.
AUGUUGAACAGAAACUUAAUUCUUCCGUACGGUCUACAUGGUAAUCCGAAAAUAUCUGGGCGAUAUCUUAUACAUCUAAACUCAGAAUACUACUGCCUUGCAACUUGUUUAUCUCAAUGGUUAGGUCGACAGUUGCCAGUAAAGUUGAGUGUGUGU